Messenger RNA from Dissoconium aciculare CBS 342.82, 2289 nucleotides. RefSeq lists its product as uncharacterized. The coding region runs from base 143 to 2239 and encodes 698 amino acids. The transcript has a single exon. Gene Ontology annotation, molecular function: DNA-binding transcription factor activity, RNA polymerase II-specific; RNA polymerase II cis-regulatory region sequence-specific DNA binding; zinc ion binding. Lineage: Eukaryota; Fungi; Ascomycota; Dothideomycetes; Mycosphaerellales; Dissoconiaceae. The record is from RefSeq and is a predicted model, not a curated record. Gene Ontology annotation, cellular component: chromatin. Gene Ontology annotation, biological process: DNA-templated transcription; regulation of transcription by RNA polymerase II.
AGAUAGCAAAUGUACGGUCACAUCUGAUGAUAUCCCAGAAGUGACACACAAGCUUGCCUCUUGGUGAAAGGGUCGUCCUCUUCUCAUCAGCCCGCUUUUCACUGUGGGACGCGACUUUCCUCGUGCAAAAUGAUGCAACAUCAUGCGCAGCCGCACCAUCUACACCUGUGACACCUGUGGUGGCGAGUACAACAAGAAAGAGCAUUAUGAGCGACACGUUCGUGUUCACACGCGCGAACGUCCGUUCGCCUGUCCUCAUUGCCCAGCCAAGUUUCCUCGUCGCGACACCUUACGCCGCCACAGACGUGCUCGCCAUGCGAGUGCAAGCUCGGACACGACACCGCCAGCGCAGUCUAACGUUAGCUUGACAAGAGAUGAUCAAGACCCGAUUGCAGAUGUAACUUCCAUUCAGCAACAACCCGGCAUUGUCGAGCCCGCGAGCCACGCGAUUGUGUCACCCGAAGCCGUGGAAAACAAUUCACAUCCUAGUCACCCGCCAUGGCCGGUGUCUUUUGAGAACUUUGACUGGCAAUGGGACACCACGCUUGACCUCGAUGCGUCGUAUUCCGUCGAGGAUUUACAAAUAUACACGCAGGAAAAUGAGACUCUCGGCCAAAGCUGGCUGCCGCUACCCCAGUCGAGGCCAGAACUGUACCGGCCGACAACUCAACCAAUCCACAGCCAGCGUGAACCAAAUCUAACGCCUCUCGCUACUCCGCCCACUGUCCCUAUCGACACACAGGUCUCUACUGACGGAACACCCAGCUCCGGAGUAGACGAGAGCUCUCGGGGGAUGCUUUCGUUGAGCCUCGAGCAACGCGUCCCUGAGACAACGUUGCCGUCGACUACAUUCCUCAAUCGAUGCAUUUAUAUGUAUACAACUCGUGUCUGGCCCAUUGUCCCGAUAGUACAUCUUCCGACUUUUGUGCCUGCACGAACACACCCUCUUCUGUUGCUGACAAUAUGCGCCGUAGGUGCUUUGGCAGAUGGAAGUGAGACUGCGUACGCUCAUGCUGUCCGAAUGUUUGAAAGCGUGCGGAAGGCCAUUCUUGUGUCUUUCUCCCUGGAGUUCGCCAGCCACGAUGAUGUCUUUGCGGUGCUCCAGGCGGGGGUUAUCGGACAGACGUGCGCAAUUUUGUCUGGACGAUCGGCAUUUUUUCGGGUAGCUCGUUCUUUCCAUGGUGCUAUGAGCGGACUCUCGCGGGACUACGAGCAGGCAUCUGCCCGAUCUGGUGGUCCACCGUUCUCGGACGCCCAUGACAGUAACUCCUCUAUCAAUGCUACCGCCGAGUGGCGAUGGUGGAUCAAGGAACAGAGUGCUGCACGUUUGCAUAACGCUAUCCAGAUACACAACGGAGAGCUCGCUGCGACGCUCCACGAGCCAGCGCAGAUACGGACCCAAGCGAAUCGCAUCCAUGCUGCAGAUCCUGACAGUAUUUUUCUUGCGAAGAAUGUGGAUGAAUGGGGCAAGCUCCGAGCACUUCGGGCGACCUCAGGCCGCCAUUCGACGGCCGUGUUCUCAUGCUGUGCUGAACUUGAACGUAUCAUCGCUGAGAUCGGACAUCGCAGAUUCUCCAACAUCGCAAGCGCAACCACUGGUAACAGGCAGGAGAUCGCAAUUUUGCUCAUCCAGUGGUUGGAGGGUCGUCGUGAGGUCUUGUCGCAGGAGCGAUCUCACCGGUUGUCGCCAAUGAUUUUGUGGCAUUCGAGCUUUCUUUUGCUGGACUGCGACCUCGAGAUGAUGGAGCAGCGUUUCGGCGAAUGGCCCGGCAAUCUUGCAUCUAUCGGGCUCACAGCGCAUACGACCAUGUCCAGUAACUCGAUCCGGCAAUGGGCAAACUCCGAUGCUGCCGAUUUCGCGAUUCGUCAUGCUGUCCUGAUUAUGAGAAGUCUGGAACAUAUUCGCAUCAAUGAGCCAACGGCAAUUCAUGUUGCGCGCUGCGCAUGGCACGCUGGGCUUGUGCUAGCUGCUUACUCAGCUUUUGCGCCCGGCCAUGGUGAUGUUUCGCCGUAUAGUACGUCUGCUGAGACGCGGCACUCUCCAGAACUGUUGAGCGGAUGGCGAAGUGGACUUUUCAGCGAAACUGACUGGAUUGUUGUAGGGCAGCCUAUUGGUCGAGAGCAGUGUCGCACGAUGGCCUACUCAAUUUGUAGUAGUCUUCGCUCUUUAGGGACUUGGGCUGGUGCUGCGCGGUUUGCGCAAAAGCUGGACAAAGCGCUCGAGGUCGCUGAUGCGUAAUUAUCGCUGUCUACUAUAUAACAACCCUAUGUUAUAACCUUGCUACACCC